AACAGUCUAACAGUGUCAACAGUGCUAACAAAAGUAAUACUGCCAACAGAACUCUUUCAACUUUCGUUUCGGUUUGGGUGCUCUUUCCUUUGAUACCCGGUUACGAUCCAGACUUGAUUAAGCACAAGGCUAUUAACAUUUAAGAGGUUUUCUUGCGUUAUAUUUUUCUUGGUAAAUGAUCCAACUCCACUUCAGUUUUCUUUUGCACAAGUUAAAUUUGAGGAUCACAUUGAUUGAGCUGAAGUGGUUUUUUUAUCUGGUCUUAAUGACUUUUUUCUUUUACUUUUCUUUUAAUUGUUUUUUUUGUUUGGCCUUAUUUUGCAGCAUUUGUUAUAUAAAGAAACAAAUUUCUUCAAUUCUGCUGGAUGUUUUGUUCUCUCGUCUUUCUUUGUAACAUUAUUUCAGCUAACCUUGGUUAAUAAAUACACUGGUUCUUAUUUUUUACAUUGUUUUGUUAUAAUUGCACUAUUAUCCUUUAGGAAAUGUCUGACGUCGAAAAAAAUAUUUCUCACUCUGGUGAUGAACACCAACCUAUUACCACUUCUGGUGCUCAAAAUGAAUUUGUUCAUAUUGGAAACAUGAAAGUCAGAAAAGAUGAACUAUUAAAUGCUUUCGGUGGUUCGUUGUAUCCAGGUAUCAUGGCCCCACCAACUCAUAAAUUUGCUAACCCAGGUCCUUUAGGUUUAUCUGCUUUUGCUUUAACUACAUUUGUAUUGUCUAUGGUCAAUGCUAGAGCAAUGGGUAUACACAAUCCAAAAGUUGUAGUUGGUUUGGCUUUCUUUUAUGGUGGAUUUAUUCAAUUGUGUGCUGGAAUGUGGGAGAUUGCUGUUGAGAACACAUUUGGUGGAACUGCAUUGUCUUCAUAUGGUGGAUUCUGGAUGUCAUAUGCUGCCAUACAAACAGAUGCAUUUGGAAUUGCUUCUUCAUAUGAUGAUGAGACAGAGUUGGCUAAUGCCAUAGCUUUCUAUCUUUUAGGUUGGACAAUAUUUACUGCCAUGAUCACUGUUUGCACUAUGAAGUCAACAGUUGCUUUCUUUGGAAUGUUUUUCCUUUUAACAAUUACUUUUUUGCUAUUAACCAUCGGCGAUUUCACAAGAAAUGAAAACUGUACUAGAGCAGGAGGUGUACUUGGUGUUAUUGUUGCAUUUAUGGCCUGGUACAAUGCUUAUGCUGGUAUUGCUACUCCUCAAAACUCUUACCUCACUGUCAAACCGGUUUUCUUACCAGGUGGUAGAGUAUAGAAAAGAAAAACUUGUUAUAUAUAAAUAUUCUUUGUUUGUUACUAUCUUCCUUUUUGUGAUUUACAAUUUUUAUUUUAUUUUCAUUUAUUUUAUUUUAUUUAUAUUUUUCUCUACCUUUAAAUUUAGAAUCCUUUAUAAUGGAAAAAAAAUAAAUAAAAAAAA
Molecule: messenger RNA, 1403 nt
Organism: Ascoidea rubescens DSM 1968
Lineage: Eukaryota; Fungi; Ascomycota; Saccharomycetes; Ascoideales; Ascoideaceae
Product: acetate uptake transporter family protein
Exons: 2
Coding region: 483-1241 (252 amino acids)
Cellular component (GO): plasma membrane
Molecular function (GO): acetate transmembrane transporter activity
Source: RefSeq, a predicted model, not a curated record